GGUGAAGGGACGCUCUUGUAUUACAAGAGCCGUGGAGAAGGAUACGCACCGGACGGAAUACACAUAUUUCAUCGAUUAAGAAUGAUCCCAAGAGAAAGCCUAAGAGCAUAGAGAUCAAACAAAAUGUUCCUCACCACACAGAGCUGGGACACCGACAGCAACAACACUUCUUCAACCAUGGCACAACGAUGUUCUGAUUUCUUGAAGAGGAAGAAAAGGAUACUUAUUUGUCUCAUUGUCUUGGGUCUUUGUACCAUGUAUAUUACACAUAACUACACAACUGGCUAUGUUUCGUCUUCUUCGAACCUACCCAUAGUACUAGGCGAUAGUGUCUAUCAUAAACCAAGAAGGAAAUGUCCCAAUGUCCUAUCGUCAAUGUUGAAGGGUACCUGGAAAAAGAGGAAACUGACCUAUCUAGAAGAAACGGAAAUGGAACUGUUCCUUUUAAAGACUCGUGGUGGACACAACAUACCGAUGACGCUUGAUCGCCUGGAUGGACGAUGUGGAAACGUGACGUUUGAUUCGUUGGCAUCAUAUAAGCUCCACCCUUUACUUUGGUUCCGUGCGCUGUGUAACCCAAGGGGAGAUAAGCCAUGUUGUUUUAAUGGCAUGUGUGUCAGAGCAACUGAAGAGCAGUGUCGCUGCCCUGACUGUUAUGACAUGCGACAACAGAUUCAUGCAGAGUAUGCUACAUGGACACCUGCUAACCCAGACUGCCAACCAAAGCAAUACACACAGGCAGAAGCGUGUAGUCUUCUCAAGGGGAGUUUACUCUAUAUCACUGGAGACUCAUUUAUACGUCACAUCUAUACGGCUCUUAUAUUAUUGCUGAGAAAUGAUUAUCAACACGGGGCAAUACUUCCGACAGCAUCAGAGGUUUUGAAGAAAGAAUGCCAGGGAAUGUACAUGUUCACAGAAAAGAUGUGUAGACAAUGGUUGGACAGACGGGUGACAGUCUGCGAUGGAACAGUUAACGUGGUCUUCAACGAACAAAUAGCAUCAGCAUACGGCGCUUCCUUACCACGACUUACGCACAGCUUAGCAAACACCAGUAAAUCCCUUCUAGUCAUUGGCAUAGGGAUACAUGAAAAUUAUAAUCCAAGACCCAUAAUGUUUUCAUAUUUACAUCCCUUGUUAGACUAUCUUUUCAAAUCCAGACAAGCAUGGCCCAGAGUGUUAUGGGCGGGGCCUCAUGCUCCAGGAAUUCUGAAAACUCCAAGGAUACCCCAGCAGAAUUACCAAAGUGUUCUGAAGUAUAACUCAGUUAUCAACGACUAUCUGACGUCGUUGACUGUUCCUGUGUUUGAUACGUUCAAUCUGACGGAUGGUGUGAUGAGUUUUGAUGGUGCCCACUAUGGUCUCGGGGUAAACAAAGUCAAGGUGCAAAUUCUAUUGAACUACAUUCAAGAGCUUUCAGAUCAAGGGAUGUGGUAAAAAGAAGCAGCCGAACCACUUUUCUGCAAUACCUUGAUGAGAUUAUGUUGCCUUAUGUUUCACUGCAUGACUAAACUAUCGCAAAAGAAACCUAGUUGUGCCAACAUUGAAGUUACCAGCUAAUAACCCAUAUGAAUAUAUUAGUAUCUUAUACAAGUAUUGAUUGGAACAAAACUGCUGAUACUGCACUGUUGAAGCAAGAAGUGGUACUUCCAGUCAGGAACAUACCCAUAGGGCAGGGCCCCGUUCACAAACUUAUCGUUGCGCUACGCCCAUCUUCGCCUGUGUUAAAUUAUGAAAGUCGUAGCGCUACGAUCGCUUUGUGAAACUGGACCCUAUUACUUUUUCUGCUCGUUCAACAACAUUUUUGUCAGCCACCAGUGGUGGUAUCUCAACAGAUAUAUGAUCAAUAUAGAUACUAUAUUUGACACAUUCAGGUACGCAAAUAAUAUAAGUCAAUAUAAUAAUUGAAUGGGGCCCAUUAAUAGUUUGUCUACGUGAAAUACAUUUACAGUUUCUCUUUAUAAAUUCGGUUGGCGAAUAUCAUUAUUUAUUGUUAUUUUGAUAAACACACCUGGUCAUUUCAUAAAUUCUUCAUAUUUAGGGAAAGCAAUGAAUUCGUUUUUGGGUGCGAAACAACUCUUUAAAGCUUGUUUACGGAAUGUAUUUAGAUACAAGAUCAAUGUUCAACUGUGGCCUCUCAAUAAAGGUUUAUAUUUGUUGGUUUUUAUGUUUACAGUGCCAACAGUUGGUAUCGAGAAUAUGAAUAAAUGGCUUAUGUCUUCCUUUGAA
Molecule: messenger RNA, 2226 nt
Organism: Haliotis rufescens (red abalone)
Lineage: Eukaryota; Metazoa; Mollusca; Gastropoda; Lepetellida; Haliotidae
Exons: 3
Coding region: 124-1434 (436 amino acids)
Source: RefSeq, a predicted model, not a curated record